Messenger RNA from Aricia agestis (brown argus), 824 nucleotides. It is a transcript of the gene Irbp18, whose product is annotated as CCAAT/enhancer-binding protein gamma. Gene Ontology annotation, biological process: DNA-templated transcription; regulation of transcription by RNA polymerase II. The record is from RefSeq and is a predicted model, not a curated record. The transcript has 2 exons. Gene Ontology annotation, molecular function: DNA-binding transcription factor activity, RNA polymerase II-specific; RNA polymerase II cis-regulatory region sequence-specific DNA binding. NCBI's taxonomy places the organism in Eukaryota, Metazoa, Arthropoda, Insecta, Lepidoptera, Lycaenidae. Bases 255 to 626 code for a protein of 123 amino acids.
UGGUUUCAAGUACGACUGUACGAAUAACGUAAAAACAAUUUUAAUAUUAAAAUCAACAUGUAAUAACAAGUAAAAAACUAGUGCGCAGUUUAAAAAAUAAUAAAUAAACCGAGUGGCUGACUAGAAAGCGUUCGUUUUUCUGAGUUAAAGUUAUGUAAAGUUGCGUCAUAUUUUUGAAACUUUUAUUCUGUUCAUUGCUCAGCAGUUGAAGACCCGAGAAGGUUCAGUUUCAGGAGUGUCUGUAAUUUCGUUUGAUGAUAUUGGACAAUAACAGCGAGAUGCCUCCAGUAAAACGGGGCAGGCGAGGGGUCAGCGAUCACGAAGAUGAUGAUGAGGACUACAGGAAACGGAGAGACAGAAAUAAUGAGGCAGUAAAGAAGAGUAGAUACAAGUCAAAGCAGCGCACACAAGAGACUUUUACCCGUGUUAACAAGUUGAAAGAAGAAAAUCAAAUGCUCGAAGAGAAAGUGAAGACUUUAACAAAAGAUCUACAGUUUCUUAAGGAUCUCUUCAUGGAAUACGCAUCAAACUCACAAAGUGCCAAGUUUGAAGGUAUUGACUUGGAGAAACUUUUAGAAGAUGUGGACGAAGUAAAAACUAGCACUAGUAAGAACAGUAAAUCAUAAUGUUAGACUUAGGCAUUUAUCACAUGGGUUAGACUUAUAAGAGACAUCAAUAGGUACCAAAUCGGAUUUAUUGUUAAUUUAUUUUGUUCACAUUAUUGGUGAUUAGAUUUGAGUAACUUCAAUCUGUCAAUUUCAAUAUGUGUACCUGAGGAAAUUGAUUCCUAAUGAUAAUUAAUGUUAGCUGUGAAUAAUUGUGAU